Molecule: messenger RNA, 1391 nt
Organism: Suncus etruscus (white-toothed pygmy shrew)
Lineage: Eukaryota; Metazoa; Chordata; Mammalia; Eulipotyphla; Soricidae
Gene: PELI2
Product: pellino E3 ubiquitin protein ligase family member 2
Exons: 6
Coding region: 17-1282 (421 amino acids)
Biological process (GO): regulation of Toll signaling pathway; protein polyubiquitination
Molecular function (GO): ubiquitin protein ligase activity; protein binding
Source: RefSeq, a predicted model, not a curated record
GGCCGCGCGGGGCCCCAUGUUGUCGCCCGGCCCCGACGACGAGCCCGGCUCGCCCAGCAAGGAGCCCGUCAAGUACGGCGAGCUCGUGGUGCUCGGGUACAAUGGUGCGCUGCCAAGUGGAGACAGAGGACGGAGGAAAAGCAGAUUCGCUCUUUAUAAGCGACCCAAGGCUAAUGGAGUCAAACCCAGCACAGUGCAUGUGAUCAACACGCCUCAGGCAUCCAAGGCCAUCAGCUGCAAAGGCCAGCACAGUAUAUCGUACACGCUGUCCAGGAAUCAGACUGUGGUGGUGGAGUACACGCAUGACAAAGAUACAGAUAUGUUUCAGGUGGGCAGAUCAACCGAAAGCCCUAUUGACUUUGUGGUGACAGACACCAUUUCUGGCAGUCAGAACAAUGAUGAAGCCCAGAUCACUCAAAGCACCAUCUCCAGGUUCGCUUGCAGGAUUGUCUGCGACAGGAAUGAGCCCUAUACAGCGCGGAUAUUCGCAGCUGGAUUUGACUCUUCCAAAAACAUUUUCCUUGGAGAAAAGGCGGCAAAGUGGAAAAACCCCGAUGGCCACAUGGAUGGACUCACCACCAACGGCGUCCUGGUGAUGCAUCCGAGAGGGGGUUUCACAGAGGAGUCGCAGCCGGGCGUCUGGCGAGAGAUCUCUGUCUGUGGCGAUGUGUAUACCUUGCGGGAGACCAGAUCAGCCCAGCAGAGGGGAAAGCUGGUGGAGAGUGAGACCAACGUGCUGCAGGACGGCUCCCUCAUCGACCUGUGCGGGGCCACGCUGCUCUGGCGGACGGCAGACGGCCUCUUCCACGCGCCCACCCAGAAGCACAUCGAGGCGCUCCGGCAGGAGAUCAACGCCGCCAGGCCGCAGUGCCCCGUGGGGCUCAACACGCUGGCCUUCCCCAGCAUCAGCCGCAAGGAGGUGGUGGAGGAGAAGCAGCCCUGGGCCUACCUCAGCUGCGGCCACGUGCACGGCUACCACGACUGGGGCCACCGCAGCGACACGGAAGCCAACGAGCGCGAGUGCCCCAUGUGCCGGACUGUGGGCCCCUACGUGCCCCUCUGGCUGGGCUGCGAGGCGGGCUUCUACGUGGACGCAGGGCCCCCCACCCACGCCUUCACCCCCUGCGGACACGUGUGCUCCGAGAAGUCCGCCAAGUACUGGUCCCAGAUCCCCCUGCCUCACGGCACCCACGCCUUCCACGCCGCCUGCCCCUUCUGUGCCACGCAGCUGGUCGGGGAGCAGAACUGCAUCAGGCUCAUCUUCCAAGGCCCCGUCGACUGAGCCUGUGCGACCGCCGACCACUUUGUUAACAAGUUACUGUGAAGAUUUUUGCCACUAACUCUUAGGAUCUUACCUUUUUAUAUAAUCCUGUUUAGCCAGCUGUGGAGAG